AUGAAGAAGGAAGGUAAUGAUUUCAUUAUUGUAUGCAUUUAUGUUGAUGAUAUCAUUUACACUGGUUCUUCGAGUUCUCUUCUGGAAGAGUUUAAGUCUCAAAUGAUGAAUGAGUUUGAGACGUCAAAUAUGGGUUUAUUACAUUACUUUCUUGGCCUUCAAUUCCAUCAAACUGAAGAGGGAAUAUUUCUUUCACAAAGGAAAUAUGCUAGAGACCUACUUAAUAAAUUUGGCAUGCUUAAUUGCAAGCCUGUGGCUACUCCAAUGAAUAUCAGUGAGAAAUUGCAACAGGUAAAUGAAGAAGAAUUGACAGAUGCAAAGAGGUUCAGAAGCUUGGUUGGAGGUCUGAUAUAUUUGACGCAUACUAGACCCGAUAUUGAAUAUCAUGUUGGUGUUAUUUCUAGGUUUAUGCAACAACCUUUAAAGGUAUACUAUGGGGCAGCAAAAAAAGUCUUGCGGUACAUUGCUGGAACUUUGGACUUUGGUAUUUGGUACUCCAAAACUGAUAACUUCAUAUUGUGCGGGUACACAAAUAGUGAUUGGGCAAGUUCAUUGGACGAUAGACGGAGUGUUUCGGCGAAUGUUUUCACUCUAGGUUCAGGUGUGGUGACUUGGAGUUCAAAGAAGCAAGAUACAACAUCAUUGUCAACUUCAGAAGCUGAGUACAUUGCAGCAACUUCAGCAGCUUGUCAAGCUAUCUGGCUAAGGAGAGUGUUAGCAGAUCUUUAA
Messenger RNA from Solanum verrucosum, 729 nucleotides. RefSeq names its product secreted RxLR effector protein 161-like. The record is from RefSeq and is a predicted model, not a curated record. NCBI's taxonomy places the organism in Eukaryota, Viridiplantae, Streptophyta, Magnoliopsida, Solanales, Solanaceae. The transcript has a single exon. The coding region runs from base 1 to 729 and encodes 242 amino acids.